This is a messenger RNA of Salvia splendens (bonfire salvia), 2274 nucleotides long. RefSeq lists its product as uncharacterized. Gene Ontology annotation, molecular function: nucleic acid binding. The record is from RefSeq and is a predicted model, not a curated record. NCBI's taxonomy places the organism in Eukaryota, Viridiplantae, Streptophyta, Magnoliopsida, Lamiales, Lamiaceae. Bases 1 to 2274 code for a protein of 757 amino acids. The transcript has a single exon.
AUGUCAGAAACAAACGACACAAAAGAAGAUAAUCUGGAGCAGACCGUGAGUCUGAAAAACAGCAAAAGCGUCACAGUCGCAUUCAAAUUGAAUGGGAAAAAUUACCCCCUUUGGUCAAGGCUGAUCAAAGUGAAGAUAGGAGGCCGAGGAGCCUAUUCGUACAUCCGGAACGACCCCCCAGAACCGGGAAGUAAGGGGUUCGACGAGUGGGAAGAAAAUGAUCUAGUGGUGUUCUCGUGGAUCGUCGACAACAUCGAGAACGAUAUCGUAGCAGAUUUUGCCCACCACCUGACUGCGAAGGCGCUGUGGGACAGCCUUGCAGUGACAUUCGAGAAUAAGGCCGACAAGUACCUCAUCUACGACCUGGAAGAGAAGGCAAUAAACAUCAAACAGGGAAACCUCGAUCUAGAGACUUAUUACCGGAGGAUCCAUGGAUUAUGGAUCAACAUCGACAGAAGCCAGAAGCAACCGAUUAGUUGCUGUGACAAGGGAAUUAGUCAGUUUCGAACACAUUCGAAUGAGAAACGACUAAUUAAAUUUCUGACCGGGUUGAAUCAGAAGUACGAUUCAAUUCGAAGGGACAUCUUGAAGGAGGAACCGACCCCAUCAGUGGAGGCAGCCUACGGAUGGGUGAAGACGGAGGCGGCUCGACGUCGAAUCAUGCCACCGGCAUCGCCAACACCCACCGAAGAAGCCAACGGCAGCAAUGCCGAUUCGUCAUUUGGGGGUGAAAUCGGACACGGAUUCGCAGCAAUCGGACAAAACUCAGUGACCCAGAAUCAACGACCACCGAACCGCGGCGCACCACCGCGCUCCUCCGCCACCAGCCGAUCGGGAAAUCAGCGCCCCGACACCUCAAAAUUAUGGUGUUCCCACUGUGGAAAACAGAAGCAUACGUGGGAAACAUGCUUCAAAAGAUUGGGGUACCCGGAGUGGUGGGAAGAACGACAAAAGGCGAGGGCGGCUCAGGCGAAAUUAGCCGUGGGAGUUAACGGCGAUGGAGCUCAACGGCGCAAUAACGCCGGGAACAAUGUGGAUUCGACUGGACCAGGGGUGGGGGGGCGUCAGGAAGGCCACCCGACCGGCGGCAACGUGAGAGGGGCUGGCAAUUUCGCCGGGAGGAUGGAGACGACGGACAAAUCGGCGCAAGGAGGUAACGGGUUUGGCUUUGUGCCAAACCCUAAUGAUAUUAUGCAUUUGUAUCAUUUUUUACCCCACCAGAAUAAGGAAUAUCAAAAACAACCCCAUCCUCUUAAAUUUCGACCCCACCAGAAUAAGAAAAAUCGAAAAAACCCCCAUCCCAUUAAAUUUCGAACCCCUGACUCUCUGAAAACUCAAAUUGGACCCCAACCUGUUAAGAAAUUCCACACUUACCCCAAUUAUAUAUCUGAAAAUCAAUUUGCACCCCUACUAGAAGUUUCCGCUGCAUUUCAUGUACAUGAUAUCUCUGUUAAACACUCGAAGGGCUGGAUAUUUGAUUGUGGGGCGACUGAUACCAUGACCCCGGAUAAACGUGAUUUUAUUGAUUUUAGUGAAGACACGAAAUCCUAUAUUAAAACUGCAAAUGGGGAAUUGAUUAAUGUUGAAGGAUCUGGCACAGUUGAAAUAUCUCCUACACUUCGGCUUACGAAUUGUUUAUAUGUUCCUACUUUAUCUCAGAGACUGAUGUCUAUUAGUCAUGUAACGAAGGAACUGAAUUGCACACUUCUAAUGCAUCCCGACUUUUGUAUUUUACAGGAUACUCAGACGAAGAGGAUUCUUGGGCGUGGCACUGAGAAACGGGGGCUCUAUUAUGUGGACGAGAUAGCUCACCAUGGCAGUGCAAUGCUGGCUCACGGAUCCACGCAACAGGAAACUUGGCUCUGGCACCGAAGACUAGGACACCCCUCUCCUGGUUACUUUAAAUUGCUUUACCCGAACCUUUCCAUUUCGUCUAAUUUUUCGUGUGAAACUUGUGUUUUGGCCAAGAGCCAUAGACAUUCUUUUAAACCUUCAAAUACUCGGGUGAAAUCCAUGUUUUCUUUAGUACACUCUGAUGUUUGGGGUCCUGCACCUACUGUUGGUGGGAAUGGUUUCAUAUACUUUGUGAUUUUUGUUGAUGAUUGCACUAGAAUGACAUGGAUCUAUUUUCUGAAACACAAGUCUGAUGUUUUUGAUAGAUUUGCCUCGUUUUUUAAACUUGUCCAAACACAAUUUCAUACCACUUGCCAAACACAAGUCUCUGUAACAUAUUAUUCAUUCAAUAAUAAGAAAACUUCUCCCACCGAUCUCUAA